AUCACCCAUCAAGAAACUCCAUGUCUUAGUGGAGUGGGCAGUGAACAGGGCGGAGUCUCCGCCCUGAAAACAGAAAACAGCUCUGAAAACAGAGCUGCAGGUCGCCUGGGUCCACACGGGUCCCUGGAGAUGUCUCUGCCACCGCUGCUGCUGCUGCUGCUGCUGCCUCCAUUCCUGACCCUGGAGCCCACCAGGGCCUCGCUGAUCCGGAUCCCACUUCGAAGAGUCAACAUUGGAUUCAAGGCCCUGAACCCACUGAGGGGAUGGGAGAAGCUAGCGGAGCCCCCCAGGUUGGGGGCUCCAUCCCCUGGGAACAAGUCCCUCUUUGUGCCUCUCUCCAAUUACUUGAACGCCCAGUAUUAUGGGGAAAUUGGGUUGGGGACCCCCCCACAAAACUUCUCUGUCGUCUUUGACACUGGCUCCUCCAACCUCUGGGUUCCGUCUGUGAGAUGCCACUUCUUCAGUCUACCCUGCUGGCUCCACCACCGCUUCAACCCCAAAGCCUCCAGCUCCUUCCGGUCCAAUGGGACCAAGUUUGCCAUUCAAUAUGGAACCGGGCGCCUAGCCGGCAUCCUGAGUGAGGACAAGCUGACUAUUGGGGCAAUCACAGGUGCAACAGUGACUUUUGGGGAGGCUCUGUGGGAGCCCAGCCUGGUCUUCACUUUUGCCCACUUUGAUGGGAUACUGGGCCUCGGUUUUCCCGUUCUGGCCGUGGGAGGAGUUCGGCCCCCGCUGGACAGACUGGUGGAUCAGGGCCUACUGGAUAAGCCUGUCUUCUCCUUCUACCUCAACAGGAACCCUGAGGCAGCUGAUGGAGGAGAGCUGGUCCUAGGUGGCUCAGACCCAGCACACUACAUCCCACCCCUCACCUUUGUGCCAGUCACGAUCCCCGCUUUUUGGCAGAUCCACAUGGAGCGUGUUCAGGUGGCCACAGGUCUGACUCUCUGUGCCCGGGGCUGUGCUGCCAUUCUGGACACCGGCACGUCUCUCAUCACAGGACCCACUGAGGAGAUCCGGGCCCUGCAGAAAGCCAUUGGGGCAGUACCCCUGCUGAUGGGGGAGUACUACAUCGAGUGCUCGAAAAUCCCAACGCUCCCCCCAGUCUCCUUCCUUCUUGGGGGGGUCUGGUUUAACCUCACGGCCCAGGACUACGUCAUCCAGAUUACUCGGAGUGGCUUCAGUAUCUGUUUGUCCGGCUUCAUGGCUCUGGACGUGCCUCCGCCCUCAGGGCCCUUCUGGAUCCUCGGUGAUGUCUUCUUGGGUAGCUACGUGGCCGUCUUCGACCGUGGCGACAGGAAAAGCGGCGCCCAAGUGGGGCUCGCCCGCGCUCGACCUCGCGGAACAAGACAAUGAAGGGGCGAGCUUGCGCAGGCGCAGUCCUUAGGUUGAGGCCCUGGUUGGGCGCAUGCGCACACCCUGAUAGUAAAAGAUUUACUAUUUACAUCAAA
This is a messenger RNA of Bubalus bubalis (water buffalo), 1448 nucleotides long. It is a transcript of the gene NAPSA, whose product is annotated as napsin A aspartic peptidase. The transcript is spliced from 9 exons. Gene Ontology annotation, molecular function: aspartic-type endopeptidase activity. Lineage: Eukaryota; Metazoa; Chordata; Mammalia; Artiodactyla; Bovidae. The record is from RefSeq and is a predicted model, not a curated record. Gene Ontology annotation, biological process: proteolysis. The coding region runs from base 130 to 1353 and encodes 407 amino acids. Gene Ontology annotation, cellular component: lysosome.